This is a messenger RNA of Mycosarcoma maydis (corn smut), 2151 nucleotides long. RefSeq lists its product as uncharacterized. The coding region runs from base 1 to 2151 and encodes 716 amino acids. The record is from RefSeq and is a predicted model, not a curated record. Gene Ontology annotation, molecular function: metal ion binding; ubiquitin-protein transferase activity. NCBI's taxonomy places the organism in Eukaryota, Fungi, Basidiomycota, Ustilaginomycetes, Ustilaginales. Gene Ontology annotation, biological process: protein autoubiquitination. The transcript has 2 exons.
AUGGAUGAAUCAGCCCCGCCCGUACGCACCCGUAGGCGUACAGCUGCCUCCUCACAGGGUACGACAGUCUCCACGACAGUUGCUUGCACUUUGAGCGACAAACCGUCUACCAGGACCCAAAGAGACUCCAAGGCAAGCACUAGUCGCGACACAAUCGCUUCAUCACCGCCUGUGGACGAGCCGUCCAGAAAGACGCGCACUCGUCGUGACCUCAGCAAGGAUGCCAGCGCCACAUCAAGGCCAAAGACCGGACCGUCAAGCUCUCAAGCAGACUCCAACAUGAAAAAUACCACAAUCACAGCAACAGAAACAGAAUUAGCAUCGGCAUCGGCAUCGGCAUCGGCAUCGGCAUCGGCAUCGGCAUCUCUGUCCCAGGAAUCGGCGCACGACAAGUUUAUUGCAGCACCAUUAGCAAAUGCAUGCACCGUAGCGAAGGCCGACUGCUCCAAGCCAGGGGCUUGCUCAACAAGCAGAGCUUCGCCUACAACAAAUGCGCCACAGAAUCUAGCCAGCCAACUCUUUAGUGAUGACUCGGAAGAAGCAUCACCGCAGCAAGAGAGCGAGAUAAGCGCUGCCAAUACAACCAGCCACGAUGCGCAAGCAUCUCACUCUCGCAAACGCCGACGUGCUGGCUCAAACUGUUCGCACCUCGAGUCGCCACCUGGCUCGGCUUCCCUCACCGCCGUCCUCGAGCCCGAACAAGCGGGCAACACUGCGUCUGACACGCUCUCGCUCCAACUUCGCAUCCGCCAACUCGAGUUGCAGCUCGCCGAGGCCAAAAAGCAAGCCCAACAGAGUGCCAACGUCGCCAGUGCACAGAGCACCGUCUUGCUAGAGAUGCAUUCUCUCUGCAUUUGCCACAUCUGCCUGGAGCCCUCCUUCCGCCCGUGCGUCUUGGCACCGUGUGGGCACGUGUUUUGCAUCCACUGUCUGCGAACCUGGUUCACCAAGCUGAUGCCCGACGAGGCGCCAGUUCCUUCGAGCUGGUCGCGCGACGAGAUCGAACAAUACGAACGUGCGCGCACGCUGAAGCGCGCAAAACUGUGCCCCUCUUGCCGUACCGAGCUAGCCUGUCCGCCCGUCGAGGUGUACUUGGUCAGAGACAUGCUCGAAAAGGUGGACCAUGCACUCGAGCUUAGCAAAAGCAUCCAGCUCGACGCGCAUCUGGGCGAGUCGAGCACCGCAAUGCUCUCUGACGACGACAAGGCUCGUCUCAAGGGCCAAGAUCUGCCCAAGGGUGACAAGCUGUGGGCGGAUAUCUUUGACCCCGACGGACCACGUCGCGUCAUCUAUGACCAAAUGGACGGUGUGCUUCGUUGCGGCAAAUGUGCUUGCGAGAUCGUCGAAGGCGUCUGCGACAAUAUCGAGUGUGCCAUCGAUUACUGCGAUCUCGAAGACGAAUGGAUGGCACAAAGGAACGUCGACGACGUGGAUUCAGAGCAGGACGCUUACGAUGACACAGGUGCAACUCGAACUGAACGUAACGCUGCGCUCGGCGUCCACCUCGCCAACUUUGAAGCUCGAGGUGUCGGAGCUGGAUUUGGUCAGCGCGUCGCGUUUUCAAGUGUCGAGUUGGAUGACUCGUCGGACCAAGAGAACAUGAUGUCUGCUGGUUCGCUUGAGCCAAGUCGAUCCGGCGGUGCACGACGUUCGGCAUAUGUAUACAGCCACGAGGAUUCAGAAGACGAUGCAGAGAUGGACGAUUUCAUCGUACGCGACCAAGACCAUCUCGACUACUUUGACGCAAGCGCAAGCGCAAGCGAGCACGAGCAUGAGCCCUGGUAUGAACGUGAUUGGGACGACAUGGAUGGUGAAGAGGGAAACGACGAAGAGGAUGACGACUUUUUGCCCGGCCCGCGCGCGCUGCGAGGUGAAUCCGCGAUCUCGAUCUCGGACGAUCAAGACAAUGGCGAUGGUUUGAGCGACACGGAUUCGAGUGUCGAAUACAGAGGUCUGCGUGGUGCGUCACGGCUGGUUCGAGACGAUGAGGAUGCGUCGUCACACGGUUCUCGCGCGCACUCCGAGACACACAGCGUUCAAAGUGUGCACGAGCAGGUGCAUGCUACUAAACCGAGUGGCGCACUAGGCAGUAGCACAGAUAGUAGUGCAAGGCGUCGACGAGUGCGCAUUCUGGAUGACGACGACGAAUGA